GGUUCCGCAGCCCGCAAAAGUCCGCCCGCGCCGGAAGGAUGGCGAAGCAAGGAGGCAAACGAGGAUUUGCGGCAUGUUGCUACGCUCGCCUCGCCUCCCCCACGCGUCCCUCCACGCCACGCACCCCGCCUCCUCCUAUUUAGGCGCGCCCCUCCUCCCCGCCCCGUUCUUCCGCACCAACUCGAAUCUCCCACUCCCAACCGCCCGGCGGACCUUCCCGAGCCUUCGCCACGCAAUGGCAAUGCAGCCUCCCCCCUCCGGGGACGACGCGCGCGAGGCGGACGCGCUCCUCCCGCGGAGCGACUCCGCCGGCCGCCGCCGCUCGUCGCCCGUGCAGUCCGCGUCCCCGAGGCCCCCGGGCUCGGCCGGCCCCAGGAGGCAGUCGUCCUUCCGCCACGACGUCGGCCAUGCCGCCUGCGAGACCUACCUCGUCACGCGCCUCACCUUCACACUGCUCCAGUACCUCGGGUUAGGUUACCGCUGGAUGAGGCAGCUUCUUGCCCUCGCAAUCUAUGCCAUUCUACUUAUGCCAGGUUUUUUGCAAGUUGGAUAUUACUAUUUCUUUUCAAGUCAGGUUCGUAGAAGUAUAGUUUAUGGAGAACAACCGAGAAACAGGUUGGAUUUGUAUAUACCCAAAGAUAAUAGAAGACCCUGUCCCGUGGUGGCCUUUGUAACUGGUGGGGCCUGGAUUAUUGGUUACAAGGCAUGGGGUGCCCUUCUUGGCAGGCGGUUGGCUGAGAGAGGAAUCCUAGUUGCUUGCAUUGAUUAUAGAAAUUUUCCUCAAGGAACAAUAAGUGACAUGGUUAGCGAUGCUUCUCAGGGGAUCUCAUUCGUGUGUAACAACAUUGCUAGUUAUGGAGGUGAUCCUAAUCAGAUCUACUUGAUGGGUCAGUCAGCAGGAGCACAUAUUUCAGCAUGUGCCCUAAUGGAACAGGCAGUAAAAGAGUCUAGCGGACAGCCCAUUUCUUGGAGUGUUACACAAAUCAACGCAUACUUUGGUUUAUCUGGAGGAUACAACAUCCAUAAUUUGGUCGACCAUUUCCAUCAGCGUGGUCUGAACCGUUCAAUAUUUCUCAGUAUAAUGGAGGGAGAAGAAUCAUUGUCACGUUAUUCUCCUGAAAUUGUUGUCAAGGAGUCAAGUGCCCGGACCAUAGCUCUACUUCCUCGUAUCUUUCUUAUGCAUGGAACAGAUGAUUAUUCAAUACCAUCAUCUUCCAGUCGAACUUUUGUAGACGUCCUUCAACAAGCUGGUGCCCAGGCCACAUUAUUAUUGUACGAAGGGAAAACACAUACAGAUAUAUUUAUACAGGAUCCUCUUAGGGGUGGAAGGGAUCCUUUGGUUGAAGAUGUCUUUUCUGUUAUUUAUGCCGAUGAUGCAACUUGCCGAAAUGCAGCUUCUGCGCCAACUCCAAGGCGCCUGGUUUUUGAGUGGCAAUUGCAGUUGGCCCGUUGGAUUAGUCCCUUCUAGAAGACGACACCACAGAGAUGAUGAUUCUUAGGGUCUCGGGUGAUUGGUGUUUGUGUUAUUGUAUUUGCCAAUCAAACCCAAACAAACACACGUAAAAUGGGAGAAAGCAGUGAAACAUCAAGCAGGAUAAGAUGAAGCAGAUGGCAGAACUACACGUCUUAUUUGUAAUAUUCGUCACAUGGAUUGCGCACACACUGUCAGCGCCUGUCGAGGCAUGAUCGACAUCAUGGGAGACAAAGGAAGGGAAAGGCGGGAUUCAUAUAUAAUUCAUAGCACCAUGAAGAUAGCAUGCAAGCUCCAUUUCUUCUGCUGCCGUUGUCAGUUUUUUGCUGCUGCUGGCUUGGAGCUCUUCACCUGCUGUCAUUUGAAAAACACCAUCAUCAGGGAAAGAGCAUGCAAGGUGAAGGUUAUAAGGAUCUCAAUAUGACAUCAGCUGCAGGUUGUACCCUCUUCUUAGGCUCCCGUGGCUUUGACUCGGCCUUCUUGAUGCCACCCUUGGCGGCUGCUGGCUUGGUCGCCGUGGCACUGAGCUUUGCAGGCCCCUUGGUGGCACUAACCUUGGUAGGCUCCUUGGCCUGCCCUUCAAGUCCGGUUGGCUUCACGGCCUUCAGGGAUGCCAUUCUUAUAUGCUGCUCUGUUCCGGCACUGGAAGGCUUAGAACUGUCGUGUGCUUGAUGAACUGGGGAAUGGAUGGACCAAGGUAUUUAUAGGCCGCUUCUUGGGUCUCCCAAGUGUGCAGAGUACAAAUCCUACAUGAAGCAAGAAUAAAGGCGUCCUGAAUUAUUGUAGCAAGUGAUUGAUGGCACGGUGCAGUUGGAUGCUUUCUUACAGAAUUGGAUGCCUUGUAGCCUGGUAGGAGGUGCAACUUACCGGACGUGAAGUUUUCCAUUCGAAAUGUUUGAGGUAUAUUAUUCCCUGAGUCAUUAACGCACAAUGGCACCAGGAAGCUUCCGAAAGAUAAAAUCUUGUACAAGAAGGUUUGCUGCCUGGUUUCUGUUGGUGUCUGGAUGAUCUCCCCCUCCGACGUAGGGGACUCGGCUAUAGCUUGUGUUGCGUUUGGCAAGUUGCCAUGACGUCUUUUUUGUUUUUUGCUGAUUCUAUGGGAUUUGUAAUAAUUUAGUUGCAUGUGUCCUUGAGAAGGAUGGCUUGUACUCUGUUUCGUACUCCCUCCGUCCCAUAAUGCAAGACUUUUUUAACACUAAAAGACGUCUUAUGUUAUGGGAUAGUGGGAGUAGUUUUUUAGGAGAUUGUAUUAGUGAGUGCCUCCUUGUACUCUGUUUUGUACUUGUUUCUGUUGAGGGACUGUUUUUUGUUGU
This is a messenger RNA of Triticum urartu, 2784 nucleotides long. Its product is annotated as putative isoprenylcysteine alpha-carbonyl methylesterase ICMEL2. The record is from RefSeq and is a predicted model, not a curated record. NCBI's taxonomy places the organism in Eukaryota, Viridiplantae, Streptophyta, Magnoliopsida, Poales, Poaceae.